AUUCUACGUUAGGUGAGAAGCCGCCUUUGUAUUCUUUCAGUGAGGAACCAGCCCGUAUGAAAUUAAGUUUGCUUUUGGUUACUCAAUCGGGCAGCGUUGAUGAUUUAUAUUCUCUUAUUCAAAAGGAUCCAUGUGUUCUUGAGAACGUCGACGUUAUACCUUUCAUCCACACACCUCUCCAUGAAGCUUCAUCUACCGGGAAAAUGGAUUUGGCGAUGGAACUGAUGAUUCUAAAGCCAUCUUUUGCCAAGAAACUAAACGAGAAUGGGCUUAGUCCCUUGCAUCUCGCUGUCGAGAACCACCAAGUUGAGUUAGCACAAGAGCUAAUCAAAUUUGAUCCCAGUCUUAUUCGUAUUCGUGGAAGAGGAGGUAUGACAGCAUUGCAUCUUGUGGCAAAGAAAGGUGACGUGGAUCUUCUUACAGAGUUUCUUCAAGCAUGCCCUGAGAGCAUUAGAGAUGUGAAUGUGAAAGGAGAAACUGCAUUACACAUCGCAGUCAUGAACAAAAAACAUGAAGAGCUCAAACUCAUCACAGGGUGGAUACAGAGAAGGCGCAAAAGGGAUGCUAGGUCAACUGAGAUUCAUGUCCUGGACAGACGUGACCGUGAAGGCAACACGGCGUUGCACCUAGCAGCGUACCAGAAUGAUCACAAGGCAGUAAAACAGCUGUUGAAAUGCAUGUCUUUGAACCGAAACAUCAAGAACAAUAUUGGUUUGACAGCCCUUGAUGUCUCAGGAGCCAAUGGCUCUCACAUGAACAAAGCCACGGCGAAAAUCAUAAAAAAAUCAGGGGGCAAGACUGGGGAAUCUUUGUCCAAAGCUCAGCCAAAGUCUGUGGUCUUGAGAGCACCGGUCACGUUCUGGGAAUAUUGCUCAACGGGUAUGGCACGUUAUAGGAGCCGCACGCCAGAUGGAGCACGGAACGCACUUCUGGUAAUAACAGCUCUCAUCAUCACAGCUACUUAUCAGACAGCAACUCAACCGGUAGACAAAGACAAAGAGAAAGCUGCAGAUUGGCAGAUGUCUUAUCAGACCUUUAUCUUGUCUAUUGUGUUGACAUUUAUACUUUUACCAGUUGGUAGUGCGUAUACUUGGUGGUAUAUCUUCAUUAUGGGGCCUCUCGUAUGUUCUUAUGGACUUUCGGUGUACAUGAAGUAUUCUCCCUCGAUAUUCGUCUACAUGUAUCAGAUGGUUGUAUUGGGAUUUCUCAUAUACGGACUUGUAUUCUACGUGAGGUGGAAGCGUCAUAGACAGAAGAAAGUACCAAAUCCCAAGAGUGAGCUGAUUUCCGUAAGCUUGAGGACCAUGGGAUUCAAGUUAUCACAUUUGAGCUGUGGAUCGGUGAUUCGAGGAAUGCAGAGAGGCGCUACAUAUCAGACAGCAGUACAACCGGUAGACAAGGACCAAAAAGACGAGAUAUCUCUGAUAGAUGUCUUGUCAGAGAUUGUGCUACUAUGGGGAUUCCAGACUUCAGUUGGCUUGACGUUUAUACUCUUACCAGUUGGUAGAGCAUAUACUUGCUGGUAUACUUUUCUUAUGGUGCCUCUCGUAUGUUCCUAUGGAUUUUCGGUGUGGAUGAAGUACUCUCUCGAAAUAUCCUUCUACCUGCAUCUCAUGGUUGGAUUCGGAUUUCUCAUAUACUCACUUGUAUUCUACGUGAGGUGGAAGUUUACUAAACAGCACAAAGUACCAAAUCCCAAGUGUCGGCUACUUUCCGAAAGCUUGGAGACCAUGGUUUAGCUUAUCUGCUUCAACUUUCUAGAUUUGUUUUGUAAAAUACGAUCUUAAAGAUUGUAUUGUUUGAAUAAAACUUAAAU
Molecule: messenger RNA, 1816 nt
Organism: Thlaspi arvense
Lineage: Eukaryota; Viridiplantae; Streptophyta; Magnoliopsida; Brassicales; Brassicaceae
Source: the annotation of a GenBank genome assembly